GAUAUCGUAUGUAUCCUGAGCAGGUACAAAUCAACAAAGCUGUGCGAUAAUCCCUUGGAAUGAACUCGUCGCCUCCCGCCGACUACACGGCCUCGAUCCGACUCGCCGGCGUCCCUGCCGACCUCGCGUUCAGGACGAUCGCCGACCUCGAAGGAUACCCUACUUGGAAUACCUUUACCCCAAAGAUCACUCCGUCUACGUCCUCCUCCCCGUCCGCUUCAUCAGUAUCGUCCUCUUCACCUCAUGCUACAGUAGCACGUUCUACACAACCACCUAUCCGCACGUAUCCUAUAGGUACCCCGAUCGUCCUCAAAGUCAAGACCUUGCUCCCCUUUCCGAUCAUUCAGCGCGAGCGGAUCACGCGGUGGGACCUCGAUUCCAGGGAGAUCGCUUGGAGUCAGGCUCCCCGAUGGGCGUUGUGGACGGAUAGGACGCAGACGGUCAGAGUGUUAGAAUCAGAAGCAGAAGCAGAUGGAAACGGGCACCAAGGGGAGGGAGGGUGCGAGUAUGUGACGACCAUGACGUUCCGAGGACCGCUUGCCCCCCUCGUUCGACUGCUCAUGGGCCGACGAAUUCAACGAGCCUUGGAGCUCUGUGCCCAGGAUCUCUACAACAAGCUCAGCUGAGCUGCCGAGCUGUAUCUGCUGGCCAGCCGUAUCCAUCCGCUCCUAUACGAAUCUGGAGCUCGAUCAUCUAUCGCCAAAUUUCACGAUUCGCCAACGACCUGAACGACUUGACCUUAUGAGGGUGGACUACCACGAUCGACGAUUCAUGGCGAGGAGCCGACCUUACGAUCCGCCGACCUUAUUCUCAAACC
Molecule: messenger RNA, 817 nt
Organism: Filobasidium floriforme
Lineage: Eukaryota; Fungi; Basidiomycota; Tremellomycetes; Filobasidiales; Filobasidiaceae
Exons: 2
Coding region: 60-626 (188 amino acids)
Source: RefSeq, a predicted model, not a curated record